AUGCAGUGUAUUACACUCAGCGUAUGGAUAUCGCGCGUGUAUCCUCCAGAAUUGAGAAAGCAAGCCGAAGCGCACAAAUACUGGUUCUACCUAUUCAACGUCAUCCAGUCCCACUUGGAGCAGACAGAAGAUACGCAUGACGUAUCUUGCGCGCGCAUCGUUAACGUGCUACGGGAGUUCAUGGAGCGGUCGAGUUUGGCCGAGUUUGAUGUCCGUUUGGACAUUAUUUACUCGUUCCAUUGUCAGCUGGUGCAUUUGGAGUCACAUGACAGGCGAGAUGAACUCCUAGCCAUUCUCUGGAACACCUACAACUACUACGCACAGUUCAGAGCGCAAGUGGCCGCGCAUAUAAAAGAGAAGCGAGCGCCAAUAGAGAAGAAACUCCGAGACUUCGUCAAGAUAUGCUCCUGGGAUCGAGACCUGAGCUACUGGAGCGUGAAGGAUACAGUUGACAAAGCGCACAAAGCUUUGCACAAACACACCAAGGAGUUUGAGAACAUUCUCAAAGAGAGUGUGUCCAGUUGUCUAGUGGACAACAGUACCGACAGCGGGGCGGAUCACGUGGGAAUAUGGGACCGCCCCAAACGGACCACCGGGGCCGCCGCGCCCGCAGGCGGGGCUUACAUGAUCGACCCGCAAAACUUUGUGCUGUUGACGCGAAAUGUGAAGGGUAAAAAGUUCUUACAAAGCUCCCUCGAUAGAAAAUACUACUCGGCUCAACACUACCCGCUGAUCGAUAUGUCGGGCGACCUAUCCGACGAGCGGUCGGCUGGAGGGAAAUUGGCCAGAUGA
This is a messenger RNA of Ostrinia furnacalis (Asian corn borer), 792 nucleotides long. Its product is annotated as midasin-like. Gene Ontology annotation, cellular component: preribosome, large subunit precursor; nucleus. Bases 1 to 792 code for a protein of 263 amino acids. The transcript is spliced from 5 exons. NCBI's taxonomy places the organism in Eukaryota, Metazoa, Arthropoda, Insecta, Lepidoptera, Crambidae. The record is from RefSeq and is a predicted model, not a curated record. Gene Ontology annotation, biological process: ribosomal large subunit export from nucleus; ribosomal large subunit assembly.